CGAUACGUAUUAACGAGGGUUAUCUUUAAUACACUGAUUAUAAACAGUAUGGUUUACGUAUAACACCCUUUCCUUUGGGGUUAUCGAGUGCACUUUUGCAUUUUACCGGCAAAACUUGUGCUUUUUCGCCUUAUAAAAGAGAGAAAACGUUGAUUAUUUUGACCAGUUUGGAGCAAUGGGUCUUGCUACGAAUGUGCUUACCGCCUUGCUGGUGUUCGUCGCUGCAACAACAGCGAUACCAGCACAUUUUCCUCAUGGAAAAACCGUAAUCUAUAAAUACUAUGCUGACGUUAAGGCAGGAACAAUUGAACCGGUACCAUAUGCAUCACAAUUUGGUCUACAAAGCGUUCUUUAUGUAAAACACGAUACAAGUGAUCCAACUUUGAACAAUGCUUAUUACAUAAAACUUAGCAAUUCUAAAUUUGGUUUGUUUAAUGGCCAAUCGGCACAUUACGAACGUGUCUCUAAUUUCAAUCCGAUCUUGGAAGCUUCUAAAGCUCUUGAAGAACCAUUCUUAGUUGUCUACGAUGAGAACGGCAAGUUUCAAGGAGUGAAGUUCCAAGAAAAUGAGCCAAUUUGGUCGAAAAAUGUGAAACAAGGAAUAGCCUCGGCACUUCAAUUAGAUUUUUCUUUGAUAAAACUUCAAACGCAACCGAUUAAACCACACAGUUUCAUUGUAACAGAGAACACCAUACACGGUGACUGUCAAGUGACCUACGAUGUCCAUCCGAAAGACCAGGUUAAUCCGCAAUCGAGUAACAUUUUCGUCGUCACUAAGUUGUACGAACCAAAUAAUUGCACCAACUUCGUUCAGAAAACUUUCGAUCAUUUGGAAUGCGAGAAAUGUUACGUAGAACCUGAGAAUUCUAUGAGUACCGCAAGUCGAAGAGUUUUCGAGGUUGAAAAUCAAGGAGAUGAAGUUCUCAUUACUAAAUUAAUUGGUCAUGGUGUUGUCAAUUAUUUCCCGUGGCAAGCUAGAUCUGAAGCUCAUUAUCUUUUGAACAAUCAAACUUUGGUUCUGGAGACUGUCGUACCACAAACACAAAUAAAUUUACCUGUCGUUAAUUUCCAAACAUGUUCUCUCGUACGCGACGUUAGUUUCCAAAAGCAUCCAGAGAACACACGUACGACUAGCGAAGAUCUUACUCAAGGAAGACAUUUAAUUAAUCUUGAAUUACUUAUUCCUAAAUUAAAGAAAAUGUUGAUCGAAGCUGCGGAUUAUCUUGAAGAAAAUCAUUUGGAAAUGAAAGAACCCGAUUGGAAACACGGUCAAACAGUCAACAGAAUUUUUAAUACAAUGAAACAUUUGGAUGUUAAAUCUCUCGAAGAAGUAUUUAAUUCUAUUCAAAAUCCAAAGACUCCAAAAGAGGUUUCUGUUAAGAACAUCUUCCUUCAAAUAGUUCCAACUGUUGGUACCGCUGCCAGUUGUCUUUUUACAAAGAAUGUUAUCGUUAAACACAAAGUCUCCGAUGGAAACGCUCUUAUGAUGCUCCAUAAAUUGCCAAUGCACAUACAAUCACCAAACGAACGACUCCUUUUGGAUUUGGAAGAUCUUCUUAAAUUAGAGUACGACGUGAGUAAGGAUGUUAAGGUUGCAAGCAUAUUAUGUUUCUCCAGGAUAAUUCACAAAACUUACAAGGAUAAAACGAUUAUCAAUCAAAUAUUAAUUAACAAAUAUCUCAAAGAUAUUUUCUACGAGCAUAUUAAAAACGAACCAACGUAUCAAAUGAAACUGGUUUACAUAUUGGCAUUGAAGAACGUACAGCUAAAACAGAUUCAUCCAAUUUUGGAACCUAUCAUCCGUGGCGAUUUAGUCAUCUCUGACAAACCUAAUCACAUUCGUGUAGCAGCUAUUUGGGCUAUUCAGAAAACGAUCAUAAAUGAUCUCCGUUAUGCUCACAAUUUACUUUGGCCAGUUCUCGCUGACACCAGUUUGCCAUUGACCGUCAGAAUUGCUGCUUACAAUGUUCUAAUUAAUCAAUUGCCACAUAUGGGACGUAUUAUGAAUCUUUACUGGCUUAUGGUUUACGAGAAAAACGAACAUCUCUAUAACUACCAUGUGUCAACCAUUAAAGGCUUAGCAAAUUCCGUUGAUCCUUGUCUUCGUCCAGUUCGAGAAAUGGCCAGAAAAAUUUUAAGAUUUACCAGGAUCAGAAACGUUCCUGGUCCUCUUUCUGUUAAUUAUUGCGUAGAUUAUGUUAAUCCCAAAUACGAAUUUGGUGAGACUGCCAAAGCAUCUCUUAUUCUCGAUGAACUUACUGGAAUACCGCAUGUUGGUUCUGUCGAACAUAUCUACAUGUUUGCCCGCAAAAGAACCGCCGUUUUUGGAAUUUAUUGGAGCGUUACUGGUUCGCAUGAAGUCAUGAAGAUGGUGACACAACUUUUACCUAAUAUUAAAAUUGCUGGAAACAUUGCAAAUGAGAAUGUUAAAAAUAUUCUUAAGAAAGUGGCAAAAGAUAUGCCAUUGGAUCAUGAUAUUAACGUGGAUCUUACCAUAACGAUUAACGAUCAAGUAGUCCAAACACUUCACUUAGAUAAAAAUAAUGUUGUUUCAGUAUUUGAUAAAAUUGAAAAUGUUGAGAGUAUCCUUUCCAAUGCUAAUAUGAAUAUACAGAACGUCUUAUACGAUACAUUCUACGAAAUGCAAGUACCUACUGAUAUGGGUCUUCAAGCUGUACUUUCCACGAGAAUCCCAGUUAUGUCGUCAGCGCAAAUAAAUACUCAUAUUACCAAAGAUAAUGCAAUUCUUAAUCUGGGUCUCAAAUUAGAUGCUCGAUUAUGGAGACACGGUGAAUACUUUAUGUCGAUCUAUAAUCCAAUCGCUGAUGUUUGGCAAUCUAUUCGUCGAGUUACUUCUAAUGAUAUUGCCGUACCUCUUGACAUAAAUAUCGUUUACAAUAAAGAAAUGUCUAGUCUCACAGUUACAUCGCAAAGACUACCAGUAAACAAAUAUUCGAUUUCUGGUCUAUUAACUCAUGUGAAGAAUUACGUUACUAUUACCGACGAUGAUAAUGAUGAAUUGAAGAAAAGUUGUGCUACUUGUCAUCAUCACGAAGUUGUCACAAAGGGUACAGAACAUAAGAAAAAUUAUCAAAGUACUUACGAUUCUGAGGAUGCUGGUCUUCAAUAUUCAAUGUCGAUCUUUGAUUGCGAGAGUACAAUUACACCUACUACUCAAAAGGCUAAUUGGAUAAAAGCAAUGUCAUCUGAAAACAAAAAUACUUGGGAUAGCAAGACUGUUCAAUGGAUCAUGGGAAUUCGUGAACAAUUAUGGGACAACUUAAUUUCCCCAGAAAUAGGCAGUUGUGGAAAUCUGAUCAAGAUUCAACCAAGUAUCUUACAUCCAACUUCGAGCAUCGAUGUAAGUUUGCGUGGGAAUAUUGAAAAUGUAGAUCAUAUGUUUGAAAAGAUGCAUCCUCUUAGCAGCAAGAAAUUAAACGUUCACGGUACCAUCGAUGUUAGAGCAGCAUCCACCAACACGACUGUUCGUUCAUGGGACCUUAAUGUUAAUUUUGAAACUAGUCAAGGUUACGUUAACAACAAUCUCAAAGUACAAAUUACUCGUGUCACACCAGGCGAAAAUAAAUUGAAGAUUUGCAUAGAUGGACAGCACAAUUAUCCGAUAAUCUCAGUCGACCCGUUGAAACUUGGCAUGACAAAAGAAGAAGUUAACACUAAAGUUUCUGUUACAAUGGGCCACACUAAUGACGACAAAUGUGUUCGCGAUGAUACAGUAGUAACGUUAACGAUGAAGAGCGAAUUAAGCGAAGAACAGAAGAAACAGAUGUCUUAUGAUAGCAUAAACGGUGCUUGCACUAAAGAUAUUCAAAAAGAAAUCUUCUCCACCAAGCAAGGACACAUUCCUAAAACUGAGAACUGUAUCCGUGAAACAAUCCUUUACACAACUAUGAGAAAAUAUACUGCAAAUAUUGUUUACAAGAAGAUACCUCAGACCAUUGUAUCCAAACUAACUAUGCUUGAGGAUUCAGUUCGAGCUAUUUUCUCACCUCAUGUUUCUUAUAAUACAAAUGUUGAACCUGGCAAGAUAAAAGUAAUCGUUGAAUGUCCAGUUGAAACUGAUAACGUAAACGUAUCCGUUGUCACACCAACUCACGGUUAUGAAAUUACUGAAUUACCAUUUGGUAACAAAUUGGCGACUAUGUGGAUGCUUAAUACUCACUUCCCAUUAAACUUCCUAAAUAACCUACUUACAGAACAAAUGAAAAUCUGUACUAUAUAUCCUCAAGUUCUUCUUACGGCCGAUAAGGGUGUUAUUCCUUACACCGUUUCUGAUCAAUGGACUUUGGUAUCUGGCGAUUAUGUACAUAACACUUAUGCAGUUUUCGUAAAGGUUGUUCAAAACAAUGUAUUUGCUAAAGUGUUCAUUGGAGAACAUGUAAUUGAAAUAGUUCCAAAAGAAGGCAAACCAGUAGUCACGAUUAAUGGUAACAUAGUUAAGCAGAUCGAGAAAGGUGUAGUAGAGCCUCAUGAUGCGUUAACCAAAUAUACUUUCAAGAUUACCAACCACUACGAACAUCUGAUUGUACAAACUCAUAUACCAUUUGAAAUAUUCUAUACUCCUAACAGCUUGACUAUUGCUUUAGACACUUCCCUUCAGGGUCUUGUCUCCGGAGUGUGUGGACACCUGGAUAAUACGCAUAAAGAGAAACUUCCUAAGGUCUAUAGUACCAUUGUUCUUUGAACACUAAAACAUAAUAUUUCUUAAUAAGUAAUUAUAUAUUUUCUUUUCAAAUUUCAUCUUAUGUUUAUAUUCACGUAUGAGUUUAAACUAAAAUUAUUAGAAUAAUUAGAAAUUAAGAGAAGAGAAUAAAUAAAAUUGUACAAUUAGA
Molecule: messenger RNA, 4850 nt
Organism: Polistes dominula (European paper wasp)
Lineage: Eukaryota; Metazoa; Arthropoda; Insecta; Hymenoptera; Vespidae
Gene: Vhdl
Product: larval-specific very high density lipoprotein
Biological process (GO): lipid transport
Molecular function (GO): lipid carrier activity
Source: RefSeq, a predicted model, not a curated record